This is a messenger RNA of Liolophura sinensis, 1196 nucleotides long. RefSeq names its product FMRFamide receptor-like. Gene Ontology annotation, cellular component: membrane. Gene Ontology annotation, biological process: G protein-coupled receptor signaling pathway. The transcript has a single exon. Lineage: Eukaryota; Metazoa; Mollusca; Polyplacophora; Chitonida; Chitonidae. Bases 57 to 1196 code for a protein of 379 amino acids. The record is from RefSeq and is a predicted model, not a curated record. Gene Ontology annotation, molecular function: G protein-coupled receptor activity.
CGGCCCAGUCACUCGUUGUGAACAGAACUCAUUUUUUGGGAAACUUAACCGCGGACAUGGAUCACACUCCAUCAGUGGCUUUACAACUCACUCGAUUUUACGUCCAGAAGAUCUUUGUGCCUAUAGUCGUCACGGUGGGUAUCUUGGGCAAUAUAUGUAACAUUGUCGUACUGAGUCAUCCAAGAAUGACCAGUUCUACUAACGUGUAUUUGACCAUUCUCGCGGCUUGUGACAUGUUGUACUUAGUCUUUAGUCUAACACUUGGAUUUGUGUUUUGUUCGUACCGGGACAUGCCGGAGUCUUCGUUCCAAUACAUUCCAUAUGGUCGAGUCCUCAGCGAUAUUUUCGGGAACACGGCUGUUUGGUUAACCGUAGCAUUCACCAUUGAACGGUACAUCGGGGUCUGUCACCCAAUGAAGGGUAAGAUUUGGUGUACCGUCACCAGAGCCAGAUGGAUUGUCCUACACACAUUCUUGAUCUGUCUCACCAUAACAUUUCCGGAGUUCUUCGAGAUGGAGAUAGCAGAAGUUCGAGACGUUUCGGCAAACACUACUUACUACAUCUGUCGCGGCACAGAACUGUCCGAAUCGCACAGCUAUCAGAUUGGAUAUUACUGGUUUUACGUAACAUUCUUCACGCUUCUGCCGCUGCUGCUCCUGGCAAUAUUCAACAGCUUUCUGAUCAAAUCCGUCUGGGAAGCCAUCCGCAUCCGUCGUGAGCUCCAGAACAGCAGUUCCCGGCGAGACAACAGGACCCAUCAGGAGCAGCAUCGCAUCACCAUCAUGUUGAUCACUGUAGUCAUUAUGUUCAUGCUGAGCCAGCUACCCUGGACGAUUCUGUUGCUGUACAAGGCCUUUCUUAGUGCUAAUGAUAUUCCCGCCAACAGUGAUGGACUCCGAAUAGCCGGUAACAUCACCAAUCUCCUGGGUCAAGUUAACGCAUCGUGUAACUUUCUGCUGUACUCGUACUUCAGUACACGGUUCAGGAAAACAUUCCAAAAACUCGUCUGCUCUUGGAACGAGAAUUUCAUAAAGUCCCCACGGUUGGGAACCAGGAAUCCGUCUCACGUUCUUACGUCCACUGUGAGAGGAAACCGGGAGGAUACAGCUUGUGACGAAACUCUUAUUCCUCUCAAGUCAUGUUCCUGGCAAAAUGGCUAUCACGGAAACGGUGUAAAAUCCGCCCCAAAAGGCUAA